CAGAUUGAGGAAAUGGUAUAUUCCCUGAACUAGCUUUUUAGUCUUCGUUUGAGAUGCUAAAUAAUAUUUCUUUCUUUUUUGUUAUCUACAGAAGGAUGCAGAUUUAGUCUCUUCGAGGUCGUCUAUCUUCGUGUCGUUAGAUUGGAAGGAACCCGUGCUGGAAUAUCUCGUCGACUAUGGUAUGCCUAACCCGCAACAUAUGGUACCCUGACCUACCCGAUAGCACCAUUAAUUUGGAUGUAGAAACUGGGAUGUUGCGCGAUGCAUAUUUGGUUUCUUCUUGUUUGUCCAUCUCUAUGUCAUCCGAUGGGAAGCAACCCGUGCUGAAAUGUCACGUCGACAACUCUAACCCGCAACAUAUGGCACCCGCUUCCCAAUUUGAUAUCGCCACGAUUUCGGAAGUAGAAAUGGGGAAGUUGUGCGAUGCAGAGCUGCAGGGUGUAAAAACCUGCAAGAAGCACAAAAGGAGUAUGAUUGAGGGAGAUGGAGCUGCAGUGGAGCAUUUUAUGGCCAACCCCGAGUUUAUGACCCAGAUUGAGGGAGACGGACCUGCCAUAGAGCAUGUUAUGCCCAACCCCGAGUUUUUGACAGAGAUUGAGCCCAACGCCGAGUUUUUGACAAAGACUGAGUGUGAAAGGCCUUCAAUGGAGCAUGUUAAGCCCAACCCCGAGUUCAUGACAAAGAUUGAGGGAGACGGAGGUGCAGUAGAGCAUGUUAUGCCCAACCCCAAAUUUAUGACCCAGACUGAGGGAGACGGACCUGCCAUAGAGCAUGUUAUGCCCAACCCCGAGUUCAUGACAGAGACUGAGCCCAACACCGAGUUUAUGACAGAGGCUGAGCGAGAAAGACCUGCAAUGGAGGAUGUUAUGCCCAAACCCGAGUUUUAUGACAAAGACUGAGGGAGUUGGAAACACAUAGAAUCUGGUUGUUUUAAUAUUCAUAUCAUCUUAUAUUCAGAAAUAUAUAGAAUUUUAGAUGAGUGGCUUAGAUGAUUUUCCUUAUAUUUGUCAGGAGUCAAGCAUGCUUGAAAGAUUUUCAAGUCUUGCUCCGGGUGUCUAGCCAGAAGAACAUAUUGCAAAGCCCAAAGAAGAUCUAAGUGUGAAGUUGCAGCUGGAAGAGAGAGACAGGGGUCCAGCAGCAGGAUCAAUAAGGUUAUUAAUUUUUC
This is a messenger RNA of Cuscuta campestris, 1165 nucleotides long. The record is from the annotation of a GenBank genome assembly. NCBI's taxonomy places the organism in Eukaryota, Viridiplantae, Streptophyta, Magnoliopsida, Solanales, Convolvulaceae.